GGGAGGACCAGUGUAAACCCAAGAGUCAUCAACGAUGUUUUCCGUAGUCAUUUUGGCUCAAGAGCAGUUUUGGCACACGAGGACAUGUUGGGCGCCGUGCACGGUGUGCAACAGGGCGCCUCACCCAAAGUUGGUAGGCCGAUGGUUCGUGCAUCGGUGGUUGCAGCGCUCUUGGUCGCCGCUCUCACCCAGGUGGUAAAGUCCGAGGGCUGCGAGGAUGAGGAGCCAGAAGCAGAUUCGCCCGUUCUGCUUCAGCACGCGAGGAUUCCUUGCAAUCCUUUAAACCGUCUUGAAUGCAGAACACCUUUGCAAGACCUAUCCGCGAAGCAGAAGUUUGAGCUCCAUUUGAUGCAGCCUCGGAUCGCUGCCUACCUGAAAGCGCGAAUCGCGGAUAGUCUCAUAUACGACUAUCCAACGUCCAACACCCAAACGCUUCCCCUUGAAAUGGUCGAACAUAUAGAUUUUGCCACUAUCACGCCUAUGUCUGGGAGCACAUCUUAUCCAGGCACCCUCCUUCCUGAUGCGUUCUCAAAGAUCAGUUUCAUUCCUUACUCAAUGACGGAGUACAGCUUCUUCAUUAAUUGGCAGACUGAAUUCAAUGCUCGCCAGGCUUCCUUCAUUCACAUGCAAAUUGCAGCAUCCACAGCCGAUGCUUUAGAGCCAGUGCCACUUCUCAACGGCGCAACAUACCACGACACGAUGCUGAAGAUCGCUGAUGAGGUUAACACCAUGAGCGCAGGCGUCGAAGAUAGUUUGAGUUUCGUGCAAGGAAAUAAAGGCAGAUGGAAAGGAGACGCAUUUGCAGGGCAGUACAUAGGGCACUCCUUUCUGGCGUGCAUACUGGAAGCCACGGCUUCUGGCGAGCUAGUGUUGGACCUUAGUGACUCUGGGACUUCCACACAGCUGAUGCAAGUGUUGAAAAGGAAGGCUGUGGCCUUAGUGCCCAGCGUUCUGCUCAAGACGCGGGGCUAUAUCAGAGACGGAGCUUCCGGCUUGACCCUUGUGAGGGUGGAGGUGUUGGAGCCUUCGACAGGCACUUGGAUGUCUUUCGAAUCGAGGUCUUCCGACACGCACUGGAGCCUCGCGAAAAUGGCGCUCUUUGCAGAGGCCUUGUUUGUAAUGGAGUGUUUCCAUGGAGGCUUCCACCUGUUCGUUGGAACCGUGAUCUCGGCUCUCAAGAUGUCCGUACCCCCUGCCACCGCUCUGGGAAGCAUGAUGGGCCCAAACACGGUUCAGACCACCUUUACUCUCUUUGAGCAGGCUGCCAUCCUCCACUCUGACCAUAAUUCUGGCUUUGACGGUCUGGUCUGGCCUACGGAGAACAUAUCUGCAAUUCAGGCCGCCACGACGGAUAUGGCCCGUGCUUUCCUCAGCAGCACGCCACUCGAAUACUUGGGGAUGGACCCAUCAGGAAAUUUCACGAUCCCCACUUGGUGGGCCGGCAUGUCUUCCGCUUUUAUUGGGCCCAUCUCGAAUUUUGUUGCGUCUGUUGCCAACGAGGUCUUUGAGCAGUCCCAGCAAAGCCUUGCCGAAUUGCAGGCUCAGCUGCAGAGCGUUGGUAUUAUGGAAUCAACGGCGUCUUUGGAUGUCAGCACAGUUGAUGGCUUGAUCACGCUGUUCACUAACUUGUUGUUCGUGGCAGGCAUUCUCCACACGCACAUGUACGCAGGAAGGGAGGUCUUCACACCUCUGGUAGGCUGGGCGAGCACCGAAGAGUUCAUGCCAUACUUGACAGGCAAAGGCGAAGGUGAUGUGUCACUCAACGAAGUCCUGAUAGAACUCUACCCCAACAUCACCAUAGAUUCGAGAUUUGCCUUGAGUUUUCUUGUCAACUAUCGAGUUAGUUCAGGCUUUACCUGGGACGUACCUCAGUUGGGUGACGGCCCGUACAAUGUCAAGGGCGAUUCGGCAACACAGGCAGCGCUCCAAUCUGCCGUCUUUGAAUUUCAAGCCAGCCUCAAUCAAACACGGGCGAUGGUGUAUGAGGCUUUUGGUGAUCGGAGAAGCAGUGGUUGGGUCCCGGAAUAUUUCUACCCAGUCGAUGUCCCCAAGGCCUUCGGGUGCGCAAUCACUCAGACCACAUACAUUUGAGGCAUCCGGAGUUCUUACACCGCCCUGGAAGGCGGUUUUGUGCGGUACAAGGACAAGAAGGAGAACUCGUCAGUGCAAUCACAGUUUCGGGAACAGUGCGGUGCGUAUUUUCAGGCGCUACGUUGCUCUACCCAGAUGGGAGCUGCUUCCCUCUUCCCCCUCCCUGUCCCAUUGAGUAGUCUCCCCAGAUCCACUGGUGCGCACGGAUGAGGGAGCGGCGGGGUUGGGAAAGUGGUGGGUGUGUGGAUUGCGACGUAGCAGAUAGGAGCUGUUGCCGUCUUAGCCCCUUUCUCGAUGCUCGGAGGCCCAGGACGGCCGACGGGCUCGUGCGAAUGUUGUCUACGCUGGGAAAGCCCAGCAGUGACAGCAGCAGCAGCUGAGCACCUCAGCUCUGAGGAUGGUUCUGCUCGCGGAUGCAUCCCCUCUCCUUUUCUCCCCUUUGCCCGUAUCGCGCUUGCGCUUUGCACGGUAGUUCGAUGAGCCUGUUGGGACUGUUGGGGCGGUGGUGCGGGUGGGGGG
Prorocentrum cordatum is the source of this 2610-nucleotide messenger RNA. The record is from the annotation of a GenBank genome assembly. Lineage: Eukaryota; Dinophyceae; Prorocentrales; Prorocentraceae.